Messenger RNA from Priapulus caudatus, 2782 nucleotides. RefSeq names its product katanin p60 ATPase-containing subunit A1-like. The coding region runs from base 152 to 1696 and encodes 514 amino acids. The transcript has 11 exons. NCBI's taxonomy places the organism in Eukaryota, Metazoa, Priapulida, Priapulimorpha, Priapulimorphida, Priapulidae. Gene Ontology annotation, molecular function: microtubule binding; microtubule severing ATPase activity; ATP hydrolysis activity. The record is from RefSeq and is a predicted model, not a curated record. Gene Ontology annotation, cellular component: microtubule cytoskeleton. Gene Ontology annotation, biological process: microtubule severing.
UUGGUUGAGGAAGUAGUUUUCUACCGAUGUACGUGUUUUUAACAGUCUACACGCAGUGACAGUUAGUUUAGUUAGAUGGUCAGUAUAUAAUUAGCAAUAUCAGGAGACAAUUUUAGCAGCUGAGAGGUAGGCAUUUCAGAGUGACAUCCAGAUGAUUAUGGCAAGUGUGUUCGCAGAGAUAGCAGAGAGCACGCAGAUGGCACGGGAGUAUGCGUUGCUAGGCAACUAUGACACUGCUGCCAUAUAUUACCAGAGUGUUGUCACGCAGAUCCAGAAAUUGCUAACAACAAUUCGAGAUUCUGUUAGAAAGCAAGAGUGGACUGAGAUCCAGAACAAGGUUAUUAUCGAGCUGCAGUAUGUCAAGGACAUCCAGACGACCUUGCAGAGUUUCUUCCGCAGCGACGAUCCGAUCAACUACGACGCCCGCUCGGCCAUGGCCGGAAUGUCGUCGGCCGUCUGCGGGGACCAGAAGGCAUUUGAGGUGCCAACCAGGGACCCUGACGUUUGGCCACCACCCACACCAGCUGAGCAUAGGCCAACGCCCGCGGUGAGGUCGCGACCUCCGGCUAGGAAGCCCGACACGUCGUCGUCGAGGAGCAAGCCGGCGCGAUCGCGUGACGAGAAGGGCAAGAAGGACGCGCCCUCCUCGAAGGGACCUCGCUUCUCGAGGGAGAAGGCUCCGGCGAAGAAGAAGAGCGAUAAACAGGAGAAGGACAUUAAAGAGGAAGAUAAGAAGGGAGGAGAAGUGGAUGAGGAGGAGAAACGUUUUGACGGGUCUGCUUAUGAAAAGGAUCUUGUCGAAAGUUUAGAGAGAGACAUUCUGCAAAAGAACCCCAAUGUGCACUGGUCCGACAUUGCUGAUCUCACAGAAGCCAAGAAGUUGUUGGAAGAAGCUGUCGUGCUUCCUCUCUGGAUGCCAGAGUUCUUCAAAGGAAUCAGACGACCUUGGAAGGGUGUGCUGAUGGUUGGACCACCUGGGACAGGUAAGACACUGUUGGCAAAGGCUGUUGCGACGGAGUGUGGAACGACAUUUUUCAAUGUGUCCUCUUCUACCUUGACCUCCAAGUACCGUGGAGAUUCGGAAAAGCUUGUGCGUCUGCUGUUUGAGAUGGCGAGGUUUUAUGCUCCCAGCACCAUCUUCAUUGAUGAGAUAGACUCGAUAUGUUCCAAGCGGGGGAGUGAUCAUGAACAUGAAGCAAGUAGACGAGUCAAGUCUGAGCUGCUUGUUCAGAUGGACGGUGUGGAUGGCACUACGGGACAAGAGGACUCUAGCCUAGUGAUGGUGCUAGCAGCUACCAACUUCCCUUGGGACUUGGACGAAGCGUUGAGACGUCGUCUGGAGAAGAGAAUCUACAUUGCGCUUCCUGGAAAGGAAGGCAGAGAGCAACUGCUGAACAUUAACCUGCGGGAAGUGAAGAUGUGUGCUGAUGUAGAGCUCCCAAUCAUCGCUGAUAAGCUGGAGGGCUACUCUGGUGCCGAUAUCACCAACGUUUGCAGGGAUGCAUCCAUGAUGGCCAUGAGACGGCGCAUCCAGGGCCUCACCCCCGAGGAGAUACGAAAUCUGGACAAGAACGACCUUGAGAUGCCGACAACGAUGGCCGACUUUAAACUGGCAUUAACAAAGGUCUCCAAGUCGGUAUCAAAGGACGACCUUGAGAAACACGAAAAGUGGAUGAAGGAGUUUGGGGCAUCUUGAGUCAGGUGUACUUGCAAUGAUUCCUUCAAUGGUGCGUGAUGAGUCUAGGGCAACUAUACAACGGUAGUCAGAGUGGUGACAGUGGAUUGUCCUGACAUCCGGUUAGUGAAAUUUAGGUGCAUUUUGGUAAUUUACUGUCUUUUAGGUAAUAGUUGCAACUAAAUAUAAAUUGAUAUUUAUUGAUGGACUGUCAUUAGUUAUAUCAGUAAGUACUCACCUCACUGAGCAAGUAAUAAUGAGGCCAGAAGGUUGUCACUGUAUCUAUUUAACACUGUUUCCCUGCACUAGGUAUCAAACGAGUGAGAAGUAACACACCGUACUUCCUGGUGUAAUAACUAGGAAUAUUUAUAAUGUAUUAUGACACCGGUCUCUAUGCACUUCAUCUCAUUGUAUUUUUGUAACUGCAUUAAUUUAUUUCUAAUGCAAGGGACGAAGAAUGAGUUGAACUCGAAUUGUGGCGACUGUAUCCUGUGCAGGCAUAACUCAUGCAUACAUGGCAUGUCCUAGUAAACAUUCACAGCACACACGCCCACAUGUAUGUACAUGUCUUGAUGAAGUCAGCAGUGAAUAAAAACACAUUUGUUUUUAUUCACUCCUGAUUAAAUGAACCCUGCUCAAAAUAAGUUAGCUUACCUGCCAUACUUGUGGUCAGAGCUUGAUUCGGUGACAACCUGUGCUUAUAUAUGUGUUAUUAUACAGGUACGCAAUAAGUACCCAUGUUGUUAUGUUAUGCAGUCCUAAAAAUGUUUAUCAAAUGUAUGAAAAUGAGAAUAGUUUGCUAUAUUCAUGUUUAUUCAUUAGAUCACACGAAUUUAUCCUUCUGUACUAUAUAACUUAAGGUAAAUCUUCUUAAAACUACUCCCGUACUAGAACCCCCUAGUUUGUAUGCCCUGCUCUGUAGGCUCGACUUAAAACAACUAUAGCUUAAACUUCCAGUUAUAAACAGCAAUAACUGCCACCAAGGUAUCUGUGUAAAUCGUCUGCAACCUGCAGCCUGUCAGAGCUUUUGUCUAGUUUUUUAUAUAUGGAAAACUUCAUAUAAAGUUUAAUAUCAGUCAUGUGAAUAAAGUGACAUGGUUAAAGCAU